Rhineura floridana is the source of this 1817-nucleotide messenger RNA. RefSeq names its product sorting nexin 12 (gene SNX12). Gene Ontology annotation, biological process: late endosome to Golgi transport; endocytic recycling. Gene Ontology annotation, cellular component: retromer complex; early endosome membrane. The record is from RefSeq and is a predicted model, not a curated record. Bases 120 to 608 code for a protein of 162 amino acids. The transcript is spliced from 4 exons. Gene Ontology annotation, molecular function: phosphatidylinositol-3-phosphate binding. NCBI's taxonomy places the organism in Eukaryota, Metazoa, Chordata, Lepidosauria, Squamata, Rhineuridae.
GGUUCCGGGGCGGCGCUAUGUAUUGCGGCGCCGCGGCGCUGAGGAGAAGCUGGCGGCGGUGGCAGGGUGGGUUCCGCUGAGGCGGCUGUGGCCGAGAUCUCCCGGUUUCCCUCUCCACUAUGUCUGAGGCGACGGUGGCCGACACGCGGCGCCUCAAUUCCAAGCCGCAGGACCUGACGGACGCCUACGGGCCGCCCAGCAACUUCCUGGAGAUCGAUAUCUUCAACCCGCAGACCGUGGGCGUCGGGCGGGCCCGAUACACAAGCUACGAGCUCCGCAUGAGAACAAAUCUGCCUAUCUUCAAACUGAAAGAGUCUUGUGUGAGGCGACGAUAUAGUGACUUUGAAUGGCUGAAAAAUGAGCUGGAGCGUGACAGUAAGAUUGUAGUGCCUCCGCUGCCUGGCAAAGCCUUGAAACGCCAGCUUCCUUUCCGAGGAGAUGAAGGCAUCUUUGAGGAAUCCUUCAUAGAAGAAAGAAGACAGGGCUUAGAACAGUUCAUAAACAAAAUUGCUGGACACCCGCUGGCACAGAACGAGCGCUGCUUACACAUGUUCCUGCAAGAGGAGACCAUCGAUAGGAAUUAUGUCCCAGGGAAAGUCCGCCAGUAAGGGAGUCUGGCUUUCUCCAUUUUCUCUCUCCCUGUGCAAAAAUGACAUUUAUUUUUACACUGUCUCUUCUGAACCAGCUUCUUUCUCUUUAAACCUCCCCACUUGUCCAGUGUUGCCUGCCACACCACCCCAUCCCACCCCCUUGUCAGGCAGCAGCGUUUAGUUCUGUUGGUCUUUGGUCUCUGCAUAAAAGGGGAGCACCUGUGAAGAGCUGUGCCUGUUGGUAGAUGGCUAAAGCUUGCUGAAAAUGAGCUGGGAACUAGCAUAAGGUAUUGCAGCAUGCAUCAGAGCUGUUUUUCUUCCUUUUUGUAAAGAUGUGGAGAACUCUGAAGCCCAUACAUGUGUUCCUUGCCACAGGUUUCUUGGGGAGAACAUGGUCCUGAGGCUCCUUUCCUUGGCCGUUGCAGCGAUGUACUUCCUGUUAGCGUUUGUGCCCUUCACCCCAGAAUUAUUAAACUUGGGACUCGUAAGCGAAGUGUCUUCCUUAACUUACUGGGAGGAUACUGUAGACCAGAAACGGCUUGGAAGCUCCCUUUGUUGAGCAGCAAGGCCUUCUGAGGGAGUUUACAAGCUGCCAUCAUGCAUGAGCUCAGACCCUCGUUUCCCUACCAGUGUCUUUGGAGGUUCCAGCUGCUAAUCCUGUCCCAAGAAACUUUGGGCUUUGUAGAGGAGGCAGCAGAUGAAGGCUUGCUACCCAAAACAUGAGGCACCUUUUGAUCGCUGCUACUUAUAGUAGCAGAGAGGUUUCCCCCAAAUGUGCAAGGCAAAAGCAGAAUCCUGUGGAGACCUGGGCAAGUGAAGCCUCUGUGACUCCUUGGCUGGCUCUUAAUUGUAAAAUCUGUAGAACAGUGUUUCUCCAAGGAUUCACCCUGCUGGGUUAAAAAGUGGAACAAGUACUUUAACCUAAGGAGUGUUUGGCAUACAGCUUCUAUACUGAUGGAUGCCCCCAUCUGGUCUCAUGUCUGUGUCCAUCUGAGGUUAUAGUGCAAAGUUCUCUACCAUUUGUUUAAUAUUUAAUCUGUUGGGAGGUCUUGUAGAUGACCAUGGCUGUUUUCAUGCUAUCUAUGGAGCCUCUUCAGUUGAUCUGAACAAGGACUUCUUAAUCCCCCCAAAAUUUGGGCCUGCAAUGGGGUUAGGGGAGAAGAGAGGAGUAUGAACCCACAUAAAAAAGUGACUUUAAUUAAAAUGUUGCCUCUUCUGCACCUUGCA